GUGCGCCGCCCGCGGUCCGGUCACGUCCCCGCGCGGGCGCCGCCGCCCGCAUAGUGCGGAACGAAGGUGCCGCGGCCCGCGUUUGCCACCCCGCCAGCCCGCGCUGCCCGCGCCGCCCGGAGCAGCUUGGCGGAUGCACGGUGCCGCGGCCCGGAGGUGAAGGGCGGAUGCCCGAGGCAGGGGGGCCGCAGGGAGCACCCGUGGCAGCGGCACUGGCGGCAGGCCUUCCAGCCGCACUUAGCAGCAUCGCCACAGCAACCGGGGACCAGACGGCAGCAGCCUAGGCAGAGGCAAGUGGGCAGAGGCGAGUGGACUGCUUCCCACCAUCAGGAGGACAGGAAAUGACUGCUGCGCAUCAGGCCAGGUGGCAGCCCGGGGAGGGGGAGUGUCACUAGAGGGAGGGUUCGGCCACCUCCCGCAGCAGGAGCACCAUGCCAGCCGCAGAAGAGGCGCUGGGGCAGGGGCUGCAGUGGGGCCUGGCCUUGCCCCACCGCCCACACUGAGCGCUCCAGGGCAGCGGGGCUCCGUCGUCCGCCGGGCACGCCACCUGCGUCUCAGCGUCCCCUUCUCUUGGGGCAGAAGGAGAGGCGCCAGUCUCGUGCUCCUGUCUGGGCCCGCCGCUGCCAGACCAUGGGAUGUAGGCAAAGCUCAGAGGAGAAAGAGGCGGCGCGUCGGUCCCGGCGAAUCGACCGCCACCUGCGCUCAGAGAGCCAGCGGCAGCGCCGCGAGAUCAAGCUGCUCCUGCUGGGCACCAGCAACUCGGGGAAGAGCACCAUCGUGAAGCAGAUGAAGAUCAUCCACAGUGGAGGCUUCAACCUGGAGGCCUGCAAGGAGUACAAGCCGCUCAUCAUCUACAAUGCCAUUGACUCACUGACCCGCAUCAUCCGUGCCCUGGCCGCUCUCAAGAUUGACUUCCACAACCCCGAUCGCGCCUACGACGCUGUGCAGCUCUUCGCGUUGACGGGUCCAGCUGAGAGCAAGGGUGAGAUCACUCCAGAGCUGCUGGGCGUCAUGCGGCGGCUCUGGGCCGACCCUGGGGCGCAGGCCUGCUUCGGCCGCUCUAGCGAGUACCACCUGGAGGACAACGCGGCCUACUACCUGAACGACCUGGAGCGCAUUGCUGCGCCCGACUACAUCCCCACUGUCGAGGACAUCCUGCGCUCCCGGGACAUGACCACUGGCAUUGUGGAGAACAAGUUCACCUUCAAGGAGCUCACCUUCAAGAUGGUGGAUGUGGGUGGCCAGAGGUCAGAGCGCAAAAAGUGGAUCCACUGCUUCGAGGGCGUCACAGCCAUCAUCUUCUGCGUGGAGCUUAGUGGCUACGACCUGAAGCUCUAUGAGGACAACCAGACGAGUCGAAUGGCAGAGAGCCUGCGCCUUUUUGACUCCAUCUGCAACAACAACUGGUUCAUCAACACCUCACUCAUCCUCUUCCUGAACAAGAAGGACCUGCUGGCGGAGAAGAUCCGGCGCAUCCCGCUCACCGUCUGCUUCCCUGAGUACAAGGGCCAGAACACCUACGAGGAGGCCGCCGUCUACAUCCAGCGGCAGUUCGAGGACCUGAACCGCAACAAGGAGACCAAGGAGAUCUACUCCCACUUCACCUGCGCCACUGACACCAGUAACAUCCAGUUUGUCUUUGACGCAGUGACAGAUGUCAUCAUACAGAACAAUCUCAAGUACAUAGGCCUUUGCUGAGGGGCCGGGCCAGCCCGCUUGCCUGUGACGAAACCCCUGGGGUGUCCCACCCCAACUCCACUUGUGCUAGGGAGACCCAGCCCAGGGGCAGAAAAUGGGGGGCCUGAAGAUGUCCCCCCCCCGCCCCUCUGCCUCCUUGGCUCCCACAUUUCCACAAACAUAAAUAUAUAUGGAUAGAUUGCUAGGUAGGUAGACACACACACACGCACACACGCAGUCUGGAGACAGCAAAGUCCCCCCAAAGCGUUGAGGCCUCUUGAAGACUUGAGGAGCUGCCACCAAGUUCCCUAUAAGCCCUUUCCCCUUCCUGAGUCGGCCCCACUCGGCAUGGGGGCCCCCGUGGGACUACGGGGGAGGCAGCUGGGCCACCUGGAGGGGGCCAGCUCUGCCCUAGAAUAGGGGUCUUGCCACUGACCGGGAGGGAGGACCAGAAAGGGUCCGAGCACCUUCCCUGCUGGACACGCCCACCUCUGGCCUACCCGGUUCUGGAACCAGGGUACGCAGCCAGCUGACAGCACUAACCAGACCUCCAGCCACUCACAGCUCUUUUUAAACAGCUUCAAAAUAUGCAGCAAAAAUCCAUACAAUAACAUGAGUGGCACGAUUUGUUUCCAACCAGGCCAGCUGGGUUCCAGCUUUUCCUACUCGUCUGAUGUUUUAUAAAUCAAACCUGGUUUUUCUUCUCUGACAUCCUUUUUUUUGGCCAAACCUCGUGGUGUUUCGCAGAAAAACAAAUACAGACAAUUUCAAAUGCAGUUGAGUAUUCUUUUUUAAAAUGCAGAUUUUCGAAACCUAUUUUUUUUCAGGUGGUCCUUUUUGUGUCUGGCUUGCUGAGUGUAACAGUUGUUAUCUGGAUGAGUCUGUCCCUUGCUCCCGAGCGACGCUGGAGCGACGGCCGCCCUGUGGCAGCCUCGCAGGGCAGCGUUGUACAUACGCCUGUGCAGCGUCCUCUUGUUACUGGUGCGGUUUCUGCUUCGUUUUUAUUUCAGAAAAUAAAUGUGAUGUAUUUAAAGAAGGUCCUUCACCUAGGAGCGAAUGAACAAUAGCUAAAUGUCUUGGUACUUAAAGAUUAAAUUAUCUGUGUGGCUUCGCAAGUAGAGGAAGGGAAGGCGAGAGACGGGGCUCUGGGCCCAAACACCCGGCGCCCGAGGCCGAGAGCGGCUGCGACUCCUGUGAAGGCUCCGCCAGCGUUGUAGCCUGAGGGAGGCCCUGCUGGGGCCACCAGCUCCGCCCAUUCUGCCCUGGGGCCUGUGGCACCUGCCGCUGUGAGAGGACCUUGGCCAAGGGCCACGUGUAAAUAUGAACCCCUGCUGCCGCAGAGAGGGAAGGCACCACCAGAGACCUUGCCAAAUCUUCUCUCUUCGCCUUUGUUCAGUACCGACGUGUCCAAGGUCAGGGCGCAGAGUCGCAGCCAAGGACUUUCAGAGAUGAACAGAGGGAAGAGGAGCUGGUAUGGUAUGAAAGUCACAGA
Messenger RNA from Pteronotus mesoamericanus, 3169 nucleotides. It is a transcript of the gene GNAZ, whose product is annotated as G protein subunit alpha z. Lineage: Eukaryota; Metazoa; Chordata; Mammalia; Chiroptera; Mormoopidae. The coding region runs from base 631 to 1698 and encodes 355 amino acids. The transcript has 3 exons. The record is from RefSeq and is a predicted model, not a curated record. Gene Ontology annotation, biological process: adenylate cyclase-modulating G protein-coupled receptor signaling pathway. Gene Ontology annotation, cellular component: heterotrimeric G-protein complex. Gene Ontology annotation, molecular function: G-protein beta/gamma-subunit complex binding; GTP binding; G protein-coupled receptor binding.